UUAAAAAAAACAAACAAGGAAAGGUACUGGAAAUUAUCCCGGCUCUGCCCCAGACACUGUGCCUGGGACUGCAUAUUGCUGAAGGGUGCUAUGUCAGGGAAUCGAGUGAUACAUGAAUCCUGCCCCAGAACACAGCUGUUGGUCACCACAGGAGUCUCAGCUGCAAGAUUUUGAAUCCCACAAACACCAGCCAGUGCCAGGGGGAGCGUAAGGGGAGAGAGGGAAAUCCAGAAGGCAUGAGCAUUCACAAGGCCAAGUAGAAAGAUCAAUGAGAUGUCCAAAGGGAAAGGCACUGCCCUUUCUGGCUACCUGUUCGGGAGGCUGAGGGGUGAUACCAGGAUGGACAGUGGCCCUCACUACUCACAGGCAAAUGAGAUGACUGUCAACUCGCUGAGGACAGCCUCUUCAGAAAAGAUUUGAGUUUAUCUCCUGGCCCCAGAUAGAGCAGUUGAUGGCUCUGGGCCCUUGAGGACUUAUGGGAUAGAUUUACUGAAAGAACUGAAGUAGCUGCCCUUUGUGGGAGCUGGAGGUGGGAGCAAAGUGCUAAGGGCUUUGCAGGUAUCACCUCAUCUUAACCUCACAAUAGUCUCCGGAUAGGUGCUGUCAUCCCCAUCAUGUAAGUGAGGACCCGGCCAAAGGGAACUGGGCCAAGCCAAGACACCAAGAAAGGAUGAGAAAACUGAGAAUCUGAGGGACAGGACAGGGCUGUGUGGGAUGGGAGCCAAGAUAAAGGAAAGUGGAACAGAACGAUGUGGAGAGGGGAGUCAGGAUCGGACUCUGAGAGGCCUCAAAGGGCCAAAUGAACAGCUUUAUCCUGCAAACCUGCAGCCACCAAACUCUUGCUCAUGGACCCCAUCAGUGGACGAUAUAGGAACAUUGAUCUAUGUAUUAAUUGUAUACAAAUACCACUGCACUCAUAAUAUAUUAUAAAUGUAUACAAAAAUAGAAAUUAAGAAGUGACGUAAAAGUUAAUAUAACUAGAAGAUCUAAUAUUAUCUUGCCGCACCCCAGUAGAUUGUCUUGCCCACAAAUAAAAAGUUUUAAGAAAAAAGAAUAAGGAGGCAAAUACAUUUCUAUGCACCAUGUAGAGGGAGUUGAAGGGCUACCCCCCAGACGGAUUCAUUGAUGUUGAUAAGUAAUAAUAGCUGCUAUUUGCUGAGGGUCUUCUGUGCACCAGGCAUGUGCUGGAGCACAAGGAUGCCCCAGGCCAGAUGUGCUCCCAGCUGUGGCCGUCGAGGGUGCUUGGCAGGUCGUCGAGGGUGCUUGGCAGGUCGUCGAGGGUGCGUACAGCUCUCCUGACGUCCCUCUGUCCGUAUCCCCCUCCAGGUGCCAUGUUUCUGAAACCCCUGCUGCUCCUGGCCCUGCUGGGCCCUGGCAGCAGCCUCCAGCUGUGGGAGACCUGGGAGAAUGGAGCCAAGGAGGCCCCAGGCCCCCUGCUUGUCCGUGGCCGGAGAGAAGUGGAUGAGGACGACUCCGACAUAUAUGACUAUGACAUACAGACGGACCCUCCAGAAAUGCUUAACUAUAGCACCGAGGCCCCCAAGCUUCUGCCUGUGAUGGGAACACUGGAGCAGAGAGAGUCUGCAGGGCCUUUAACACCUGAGCCAACCACUCUGGAGAUGACCACAAGGGACCCUGCUGUCCUGGAUGCAGAAGGGGCAGCCACUGGGAAUCUGAGCAUGGAACUGUUCAUACUGGUCACUCUGACCAAAGAACCAGUCACUGUAAUCCCUCCCAUCAUGGAGGAUCCAUCCACAGAAUCAGCUGCAGUGGAGGCCCUGUCCACAGGGCCAGCAGGCAGAGUGGCACUGGCCACAGAACCUGCAGCCACAGAGGCUCUUUCCACAGAGACCCUGCCCACGGAGCCAGCAAGCACAAUGGCACCAGCCACAGAACGCACAGCCAUGGAGGCCCUGUCCACAGAAUCCACCGCCACUGAGGCCCUGUCCACAGAAUCCACUGCCACUGAGGCCCUGUCCACUGAAUCCACCGCCACUGAGGCCAUGUCCACUGAAUCCACUGCCACUGAGGCCAUGUCCACUGAAUCCACUGCCACUGAGGCCAUGUCCACAGAACCUACUGCCACUGAGGCCCUGUCCACAGAAUCCACUGCCACAGAGGCCCUGUUCAUGGAACCCACAGUCAUAGAGGCUCUGCCCACGGAACUGGCCACCACAGCAGUUCUUUCCAUGGAGCCCACUACCACAGGGGCCCUGCCCACAGAUCCAGCCACUGUGAAGACCCUGCCCACAAGACCUGCUACCGCAACAGGCCUAACCACAGCCCUUCCUGUGCCCUCUGAUCCUCCCAAGGGCACCAUUGUGGCAGUUGGCAAUUCAUCUGAUAACUUGAUCUACAAAUGGAAAAAUGGUCAGAGUCUUUUCCCCCGGAGCUCCGUGGCCCCAAGCCCCACAGAGGGCGUGCUUGACCCCAGCUCGGUGAAGCAGUGUCUGCUGGCCAUCCUCAUCCUCGCCCUGGUGGCCACCAUCUUCCUCGUGUGCACCGUGGUGCUGGCCAUCCGCCUGUCCCGCAAGAACCACCUGUACCCCGUGCGCAAUUACUCCCCCACCGAGAUGGUCUGCAUCUCGUCCCUGCUGCCCGAGGGGGGCGAGGGGCCAGCUGCCAUGGCCAACGGGGGCCUGCCCAAGGCCAAGAGCCAGGGCCUGAAGGCGGGGUCUGGGGAGGACCGCGAGGGAGAUGACCUCACCCUGCAGAGCUUCCUGCCUUAGCUCCCGGCCCGGCUGCCUGAGUAGGACCAGCCCCCCAAGCGGCCUCCACAGCCUGCUGGGCCACUGCCCAUACCCAGGCUCUAUGCCAUGGGUCCGGGCUUCCUUGGAGCCCCCUGGUGAUGGGAACGUUUAGGGUGGGAACCGUGGCCGCCCUACACGGGACUGAGAGCAGCGAAGGUCCAGGCACCAAAGCAGGCCUGGCAAACGGAACCUCCAGUGGAGGCUGGAGAGGCCGCCUCCACCUCCCUGCCUCCCAUGUGUUCUUUUUUUUUUUUUUUUUCUCCCAUGUGUUCUUGGCCCCCUCUAAUGCCUCCCACGGCUGCUGGAAUCUCAUCCCCAUGUGCCCAGGAGGACUCAGGGUUCCCUGCCCACACCCCCACUGCCACUUUCUUCUGGUGGCCAUGGUCACGGCACAGGAAGGGUGCACUUUUGGGGGGGAGUACGCCAUUCCUGAGUUCAUUUCCUGUCACUCCGCGUUUGGGGUAUCUCUCCCAGGAGCCCAGGAUGAGAGCUGGGCAUGUGAGGGCUGGGCAGGCUUGGAAAGCCCAAGGCUACAGGCUUCUUUGGGACUUUGUGGACCAAUGAGCUUCCAUCUGGUGACAGAGUGACCCCCGUCCCGCCCUCCCUCACCUCCCCCUGUGGCCUUGUUUUAGGGUGGGCUCUGCCUUGUUCACCGAAGUCUCCCAGGGCCCAGCUCGGGGCCGGGAGAGCACAGACACUCAGUAAAUGUUUGGUAAACAAGCGAUGGCUGAACGAACGCUUCAAGGCACCAAGGUGCCUCCUUCAGGUGGGGAGUUGGUCCCUUGCUGUUCACGCCCAGCCCCAGGCCCCUCAGGAAGACCCCUGCAUGGGCUGUUGUGGUUACUUCAGGGGGCAUCUUGCUGUACCCUUGGGCAGUUGGGAGGCAGGGUUCAGGCUGUUGGAGGACAGAGGGUGCUGGCCUCGGGAACCACUUUGUUCAGCACCUCCCGUGACCCAGUUCAAGCCUACAGAAUUUGGUUCCGCCCGCCAAAUCUCAGCCAGAUACCCCUCUAAACAUCAAUGCCAUCCUCCGCAGAAGCCCACCCUGACCCCUCUGUUCCGCAUGGGGCCCAUCUCCCGUUAACACCCAGCGGCCCCUCCUCACAGGGGGAGCCUGGCUACACCCUACAAGGCCUUCCUACAACUGACCACCUGUCAUGUAGAGUUGGGGGCCAGUAAACGUUUUCUUAAAGGGCCAGACCAUAAAUAUCUCAGGUUUGACAGGCUGCGUGGUCUCUGUUGCAACUUCUCGACUCUGUCAUCAUGGCAUGAAUGCAGCGAUUGACUCUGUGUCAUAAAUGAAUGGGUUUGGCUGAAUUCUAUUGAAACUUUGUUUACAAACCGGCAGCAGGCUGGGUUAGGCUCUAUAAGUUAGCUUGUCCCCGACUUAAGUGUAGAGUGACCAGAUGUCCCGGUUUGUUUGAGACUGCCCUGAUUUUAGCACUGAAGUCCUAGAUCAUGGGAUAUAAGACUUGCAGCUCCAGCAAUCAGGACAGUGGGUAGCCCUAUUUAAGCACUGAAACCCACGUGGACCCUGAGGGUCAGAUCAGGAAGCCAAAGGCUUAAGAGAAGUGAAGAGCCUGGCUUACUUCCUGACAGUGGCUGAGCUGGGAUUCAAACUCUUGAUUUUUGCUUCCCAGCGCCUUUUAGUCAGUUUUGUACAGGGAGAAGGACAACACACACACACACACACACACACACACACACACACACACAUUUCUACCUUCUAAAACAUUCAUCUCAGGGGACUUUUUCUCUUCUAGAAAAAUACCUCCAGGGGCCUCUUUGGGAAUGCAGGACCCCUCCACUCCAGGGCAUAACCUGCAGAGAGAGAGUUCAGAGAAAAUGUUGAAUCUGAGGGGUAUUGGCUGCAGCUCGGAGAGACGGGUUGGGGGAACAGGAGAGACUGGGGAAAGGCAGGAGGAACACGAAAGGCAGCAGGGCCGUGGGGGACAGAAUCAGGGAUAAGCGGAGAAUUGUCUGCUUCGACCCUCCCCCACCCCACCCCUGAACCUCUAGAACAAGUGUGAUACACAGGAAGUUGUGUUCAAGGUGCUUUGGCAGGGGCGCUGGUGGAGAGGGUUAUCUACCGUGGGCGAGAACAGCUGACCCUGCAGAAGGACGGUUCCUAAGGGAACAACAGGAGUUCACUUCACCUUUGGCAGUGAUCAGAAAAGUCGGGGCGGAGGAGCUCCGCAUCACGGCGGUGGGGACCCAGAGGCUGAAGGACUUGGGGGCACAUUUGGGCAGUCCCUCUGGGAUCUUGCUUCCCCGUCCAUCUGGGCAGGGAGCAGGUCUCCGCGUUCCCCUGAGGGCUCCCGGAGCGCCUCUGCUCCAGGACGUUGGUUCUCCAUCUCUACUGGAAGAGGACCACCCCUCUGCCGCCCUCUCUUCAAGGUGCAGGAUUUGUCAGCAGCAGGGAUGGUGGGUGCUUGAAGCAGCCACCAGGGGGCGCCCGCCACCAGCUCUUGGAGCCAAUGGCAGCCUGGAGCUCCCUUGGUCCAGUCUCUGAAGAUGAAGAGGGAUGGUUCACACAGGACCCAGCUCCAAACCCAGUGGGGUGCUGAUAUAUAUUUAACAACUGGAUCCUUGGGUGGAUUGGUGCCCAAGGUAUGAUUUUCAGUGCUUGCCAAUUUCCUUUCUGUAAAUGCGCCCAUGGCUGAUUUUGAGAAACCAACCAUUUAUAUGGUAGAUGAUACAAAAAGGUAAAUAAAUGCCAACAGGGUAGGUAUUAGUAGGAUGUAGUAAAGUCAUGAGUAAGUGAUGAGUUUUGAGUAUUGAGGACCUUGGUUG
This is a messenger RNA of Physeter macrocephalus (sperm whale), 5543 nucleotides long. RefSeq names its product P-selectin glycoprotein ligand 1-like. Bases 1212 to 2729 code for a protein of 505 amino acids. Lineage: Eukaryota; Metazoa; Chordata; Mammalia; Artiodactyla; Physeteridae. The transcript has a single exon. The record is from RefSeq and is a predicted model, not a curated record. Gene Ontology annotation, cellular component: plasma membrane. Gene Ontology annotation, biological process: leukocyte tethering or rolling.